Messenger RNA from Amphibalanus amphitrite, 1543 nucleotides. RefSeq lists its product as uncharacterized. Lineage: Eukaryota; Metazoa; Arthropoda; Thecostraca; Balanomorpha; Balanidae. The record is from RefSeq and is a predicted model, not a curated record. The transcript is spliced from 5 exons. The coding region runs from base 139 to 1143 and encodes 334 amino acids.
UAUUGCACAAAAACCGCUUGUGACCUCAGGUGACCUCGGAUGACCCAGUGACACCUUCCUGCCUUCCACCUUUAUGUCGGUUUUACUGUCUCGUGUGGUGUGCUUUCAUGUUUACAUAUUUCCUUUAAAUGAUGUCUUAUGUCUAUGCCUUGCCCUGAAAACUCCUGUUCUAGCGUCUCCAAGUCGUUAAGCUCUCCCAUGCCCUUUCUUUUUCCAAGCGUCCUGAACCUUACUCAUGCUCGGUACAUGGAGCUGGCUGACCGCGCCCUUGUUCAAUGGCCGGCGCUGCACUUUGGGUGCAGCCCGAAACAGGCACUGUCGCAGGUCAAAGCAAAAAUACAAUGGCGCGUAAGGAAUGAGAAGCGACGAGACGACGGAAGUGAUGCCGAACUCCAAGCGUCAUCAAAGAGGUUGUCACGCGGAAAAACAUUCAAGGGAUCGCGAUAUGAAGGAUUCGAAGGCUACAAGGAGUACCUUCCGCCUAUGCCGGAGGAAGACGUUCAGCAUCUGAGAAACCGCCUCUUGAAGCAUCUACACGAGGCUAACCUGACGAGCGAAGGCAAAGCUGAGCGAGAGGCCCUGAUCAACUCGACGUUCGCAGACAGGCGCAGGCAUGUGGUGACGCUCCGCACCAGCAUGCGCAAGCUUUUGGAGCUGUAUCCAAUCUUGCGGAACCCAGACGAAAUCUGGCGUGAGCUGGCCAAACUGGAGGGGGAGACGGAGUCGUCUAAGCUUGGUGACUACAGGCGCCGCCUGAGCGACUUUCUCACCGCCAUCCAACUGAUCACAGAAUGUCAAGACACCGACUGCGUGGAGUCUCUCCUCUACUACCUAGACGCGAACCCCGAGGACAUCUUUGAGGGAUCAGGAAGCGCGCCGCACUACCAGGUCAACGACGACGGGUCCAUCGGCCUUUUCGUCGAGGGGGUCUGCUUGACAAGGUCGGUGGACCGGAGCAGCAAGGCUGAUCUCCUGCUUCUGUGGGCAGCGAUUUUCCCAGUGUUCAACCAGAAGUGCCCCGUGUCUAAGGCUAAGAACGCUCUGAUAUUUAUCACGGUGAACAUCUUUGAAAAGGGGGGCAACCAAACUCUUUCCAACCGUGUCCUGGGACGAGUCCAGCGUCUCAAGCAGCUCUGUGCGUAGCUCUGUGAGUAGCUUAGAACGGAACCUGAGAACGGAACGCCUUUGCCGCUCGGCUGUUAACACUUUCAAACCGUGUGACACGUCCAGCGUCUCGAGCAGCUCUGUGAGUAGCUGAGCACAGAACUUGAUAACGGAAUGUCUUUUCCGCUCGGCAGUUAACCCUUCGAACCGCGCCCUGGGACAUGUCCAGAGUCUCAAGCAUCUCUGUGCGUAGCUCUGUGCCUAUAGCUUAGAACGUAACUUUAGAACGGAGCGCCUUUGCCGCUCGGCAGUUUCCUACAGAAGAUUACUUUUUUAGGUUCAUUUUUAGUACAAUAAGAGAAAUAUUACUGUUUGCAGUUGUAAGCUUGCUGAAAGGAGCUUGAAUGCAGUUUUGAAUAAACAUGUUUGAUGAGUUUAA